Messenger RNA from Leptomonas pyrrhocoris, 1959 nucleotides. RefSeq names its product putative protein kinase A regulatory subunit. The coding region runs from base 448 to 1959 and encodes 503 amino acids. NCBI's taxonomy places the organism in Eukaryota, Euglenozoa, Kinetoplastea, Trypanosomatida, Trypanosomatidae. The transcript has a single exon. The record is from RefSeq and is a predicted model, not a curated record.
UGAAAUUUAAUACCUUUCGUUAGUCCUCGUAGCCGCUCGCCGAUUUGAACGUAUUAUCACGUCUCUCCAGCUCGGUUGCACGCGCCAUCACACCCACCCAUUCACCCACUCACGCACAUCGUGAACCAACAAACAAACACCCACAAAAGACGCGCCUUUUGGCUUCGAAAAGUACACACACACACACACUCGCAUACGAAAGAGAAGAGCGAGUUCGUACGGGCGAUCGUGCAGCGCUGUCUCCGCUCCUUUUCUUGUGGUUUGGUUCUAUAUUUAUAUUUUCCGAAACAACGCACUUGUAGAACCCCCAAAGGAAGAAGCAUCCGCUGCUCUGUCUCAGGACGCUCUCACUUAAUUUUGCUCGCCCUCUUCAGCACCGCCCCCUCCACCCCUCAACACACACACUCCAGCGUUUUUUCUUUUCCGCUCCAUCACAAACACACAGGGAUGUCCGCCGAAGACACGCCGGUGUCUUUCUUUCUGCAGGCCUGCAAGCUGGAGGGCGUCAAGUCGCCCAACCCUCAGCUCGUCGCCUUCUUCCAGGGCCACCAAACCUUCGACGACAUCGAUGAGAUCGAUCUCAGAAACAACUACGUCGGCAACCGCGGCCUGCUGGCCGUCCUCGACGUCAUCGAGCACCUGAGCCAGUUCCGCUUCCUCAACGCGGCGGACCAGAAGCUGUACAACUCGGACCUCAACGAGGAGACGGUGAAGGGCAACGUCGUGAUCGACCGCCUAGUCGAGGUGCUGAAGGUGCAUCCAAAGGUAAACGCCCUCGACCUCAGCAGCAACCCCAUCUCCAACUACGCCGGCCGCAAGCUGCUGUCGCUGGCGCAGGUGAACAAGCGCAUGUGCCGCAUCGUCAUCAACGACACCCGCAUCGACUUUGAGCUGCGCAACAAGAUCACGAAGCAGUGCGAGGAGAACACGCGGAACUUGUGGAACGAGGAGCAGGCAACGGGCGAGGCGGCGGACGCUGCGUUCGGCGAGGGCCCGACGUGGGUGCCGACGCAGCUGAGCGCGGACCUCACCAUCCUCGGCGGUGGGCGGGCACGGCGGCAGACGGUGCGUGUGGAGGGCAUCGACCCCGAGGACGCGAAGAACUUUGUGGCGCCGGUGCACGAGAAGAGCGCCGAGGAGACGGAGCUGAUUUGCGAACUGCUGCGCCACAACAUGCUUUUCAGUUUCCUGUCCAGCAAGGACAUCCUGACGGUGGCCACCGCGAUGUACCGCGAGGAGUUCGUGAAGGAUGAGUGCAUCAUCGAGUUUGGCCAGAAGAACUGCAACAAGCUCUACGUCUUCCAGAGUGGCCAGGCAGACGUGAUCAAGGAGGGGCAAAAGGUGUUCAUCAAGGUGGAGGGCAUGGCGGUGGGCGAGGUGGAGCUGCUCUACGACACACCCGCCGUAGCGACGGUGAAGGUGUCGACGCCGAAGCUGGUGGCGUGGGUGCUGGACCGCGACACGUACCGCAACCUGGUGAUGGGGUCGUGCAUCCGCCGCCGCGAAACCUAUGUGUCGAUGCUGGCGAAGGUACCGUUUCUCCAGAGCCUGGACGACUACGAGCGCACGCAGAUCGCGGAUGCCUUGACGAGCAACGAGUUCAACCCAGGCGAUUACAUCAUCCACUACGACGAGGAGGGCGAGUGGCUGUAUAUCAUUAUUGAGGGCACCGUCGAGGUGAUUGGACGUGAUACAGAGGGCAAGGAGACGAAGGUGUGCGAGUUCUCCAGCGGCGACCACGUCGGCGAGUUAGAGUUCCUGAACAACCACCGCACCGUGGCGGACGUCGUGGCGGUCACCGCGGUCACCACCGCGAAACUCAACCGUCGCCACUUCGAGAUGUGCAUGGGACCCGUGAUGGACAUCUUGAAGCGGGACAGCAGCUCCGCCAAGUACGAGUACUACCAGAACGUGUUGCGGCAUCAGCACUUGAAGCCGGAGGCCGCGGAGGAGCUGUAA